Molecule: messenger RNA, 4189 nt
Organism: Thunnus maccoyii (southern bluefin tuna)
Lineage: Eukaryota; Metazoa; Chordata; Actinopteri; Scombriformes; Scombridae
Gene: cd68
Product: CD68 molecule
Exons: 6
Coding region: 100-1101 (333 amino acids)
Cellular component (GO): membrane
Source: RefSeq, a predicted model, not a curated record
UAUCAGCGGAGACUCAGCGCGUUCGAUGCACAAUUGAGCGUCACUGCAGAGAAGUGCAGCUGUGAACCAGUAACCGUCAGUCAGUCAACACCUGUCACCAUGAACAAGGCUGUUGUGUUCAUUUUCAUGGCCUGCUGUGCUGUCUCAGCGCUAUCAUUGGCUGAAAAUGAAAAGAGGUCCAAACCCUCUGCAACCAUGUCCGCUCCGGGUGAGUUUGUGAACAGUCCUCCAGCUUCCACUCCUGGUGCUACAACUACCCAGACAAACACCUCCACCCCCACCCCCAAGCCUACAACUACCACAGCCAAGUCUACAACUCCCACCCCCAAGCCUACAACUACCACCCCCAAGCCUAAAACUACCACCGCCAAGCCUACAACUACCACCCCCAAGCCUACAACUACCACCGCCAAGCCUAAAACUACCACCGCCAAGCCUACAACUUCCACCACCAAGCCUACAACUACCACCCCCAAGCCUACUACAACCCCUACACCUACUCCUCCUGCCAACUUGACUGAAGGAAAGUACAACCUGACAAAAGACAAGAAAGUUUGCCUGAUGGCUCAGAUGGCAGUGCAGAUUCGGCUGGCAACACCAAAGGCCAAUGGAACCUUCAUUGUUCAGCCAGCGUUGACCAAAGCAGACGGAUCUUGUGGAGAAAAAAAGGCCAACCUUACCCUCGUCUUCAAGGAAGGCCAUAUCACCUUCAUGUUCAACAAGAGUGCUUCUGAAAAUACGGCCUACGUUGAUGAGUUGUCUUUCACCCUGUCCUACCCCUUAAGCAAAGACCUUAAGGAGUACAAUGCCAAAAACUCGUCAGUGCAUCUCUUCGCUGCAAAGGUCGGACGCUCCUACUCCUGCAGGGCUGAAUCCAUUUACAUGGGCAAUGGACUGUACCUGGAUGUCAACCAAGACAGGAUGCAGGCCUUCAAUCUGACCAAUAAUGAUUUUGGCAAUCCUGACCACUGUGCUGCUGACCGACCAGAUUACCGCGUUGCCAUUGCAGUGGGAGUGACGUUGCUGGUGCUCAUUGUCAUUGUGGUGGUGGCCUACCUGCUGGGCCGCAGGAAGAGGGCUGAUGGCUACCAGUCUCUGUAAAGUCACCCAGAGGUCACUGUUAUUAUAUGCCAAAAUCAGUGAGGCUGUGAUUUUUCUCAGGGGUUAAAGGGCACUUCCACUGAAGCCUAACCUGCCAUUUUUCUGUCCUUUUAUGUCUUGGUUUACCAAUCUUACUAAUAUUGAUAGUAUUUUAACCAGAGGUUUCUAUAUAUGGAGGCUACAGUGUGCCAUUGGAAUAAUUGUAGGCUUUUACAAUGUUUUAUUAUAAUGAACUAGUAAAUUUAUCAUUUUAAAAAGCACAAAAUUAGCCCCUAAGUGAAAAAAAUAUAAUCAAAAGACCAUUUAGUUUGCAGAUUAAUCCUUUUAUUGUGUAUUUACAUUCUGAAUUAAUAUUUACAUUUUAAAAUGAAUUCCAAAAAAUUAUUUUUAAAAGGCAUUUAAAUGUUACUUUUUUAAAUCUCAUUUACAUAUGCUUACCUUUUUUAUUCAGUCUCACAAUUAAUUGGUUUCCUGCUUGAACAUUUGCAGUUGUGAUCAUUUGAAUUUAACAACACUUCUCUCUGUAAUUUGUAAAGACAUCAAAGCAGUUUGCCACCUAAAAGUUAAACCCUAAAUCCAGCCCACAGACCAGAUGGCAGAUCACUGAUUGGCCAGCUAUUAUGUGUCGGCAAUUGUCUGGCCAAUCAUAAUUGGAUUACACUUUACUCUUUUACUUUGAGUUUAUCAAUUUAUAAUAGAUUAUGUAUAAUUCUUCCAGUGGCACACUGCAGUCUCCAUACAUAGAGGUUUUUUAAAUGUAUCAUGCCAAUAGCCAUUGUUUUAUGCUGACAUUUAGUCUUUCAAUGUCCAUUUUCAUGCUAAAGAAUUACACAUUUCAAGCAUUUGCCCACCAGAAUGUUAUUCUUACCACGGUGGACAAGCCUCUGAAACAGUAUUUCUAUAUUUGCACCUGAAAAAAAUGACAAUACUAGUAAUGACACAUCAUACAGGCUGACAUCUUAAUGUAAUACUUACAUAUAAACUGACCAAAAUGUCUCAUUAGAAUCAGUUUGCAUUAUUCUUCCCCCAAAUAUUGGCUUCAAAUAUCUGUCUAACCCCACAUAAAACGUUUUAAGUAAAAUAAAUAGCAGUCAGAUUUUACUAUAUCUUCUAUCAAAACUAUACGCAGCUUGUUUCUACAAAUAUAUUCAUUUUAAUUUUGCUUCAUUGUUUAAGCAUGAUGUUUUUAAUAUUUUGUCAUUCUUUUGUUUUUUAAAGAAUCCAAUCAUCUUUUGUAUUCUGUCAGAUUGAGGAUUUAUUUUUACUGUUUCCGAUGCAGACAAGGGAAGUAAUCCAAUCACUAACUUUACAAGUAAUUAUACAGAGUGUACAAAUUUAAAAAGGGAAAUUAGGAGGAUGUUUUUAAGGGAUCAUAGUUCUACCUGGUCAACAUUAAUUGCACUGAUUGCUUUUUUUCAUGCUAUAUGUAGCUGAUGCUUUGUAUUCAUAGAUGGGACAUACUGUUCAUGUGAGCCGGCUAUGAGUGUAGUCUCAACCUGAUUUGAUUUCUAAUGGGUUAUACAUUCAUUACAUCUCAUGAGUCUAUCUCUCCACCACCAAGUCUACCCUAACACACUGUAAUACCUUAUAUCUCUAUAUGCUGAACUGACAAUGACAGAGUGAGAAUAAUAAAUAAACAGAAUGCUGUUGAGUAAACAAUCUCACGUCAAGGUUUUUUCCUAUCUUUAUUCAAGAGCGUGGUCCUUCAAUUUGAAAGAAUAAUUUAUUGAUUUCACGGUUCAGAUUUUGUAAUUCUUUCCCUCAAAACUCUGCCCUUGCACUCAACUAGCCCCUACUUGCAGUUAGAUUUGCCCUGCUUCUGCUCAAACUGUGUGCUUGCACUCAGAUUUAUUGUUGCUUGCACAGAUUUCCUGCUCCAGCUUCAGCUUCAGCCCUUCUCCUCGCACUCAGGCUGCUGAAACGUCUGCUCUCAGAUUUCUGCUCUGCUCUCAGAUUUUUUGUGCAACAACCCUAAAUCCCCCAACCAAUCGAAGGCCAGGUGUAGUGUUGACCAAUGACAUGAUCCCUGCCUCCUGGCCUUCUAUUGGUUGGGGAAUUUUAACAGGGUUGUUGCACAAAAUAUCCGAGAAAAGUACAGAAAUCUGAUAGUAGAUGUUUCAUGAGUCAGAGUGCGAGGAGAAGGGCUAAAGCGGGGUAAAGGGAUAAAGUGGGGAAUCUGUGCAAGCAACAAUAAAUCUGAGUGCAAGCAUACAGUUUGCAAUAGAAGCAGAGCGAUUCUAAGCAAAGCAGGGGCUAUUAAGUGCGAGGGCAGGGUUUUAAGAGAAAGAAUUACAAAAUCUGAACGUGAAAUCAGUAAAUCAUGCUCUCAAAUUGAAAGACUACGCUCUUUAAUAAAGAUAGGAAAAGGCCCAUAGAUUACUCAGUAAUUCACAGACUCAGCUACCAACAGUUUUCAUAGGGACUAUUUCUUCUGUAGAAAGUAGUUCCGAUAAAACCGUUUGGUAGAUUAUCCAGAGUAACCAGGACAUUGUUUCUGGAAAGACAAGCUGUUGUCCAAUGAGUCUUUAAAAUGUCAUUUUUCAGUGAUGUGAGCGUCACAAACUGAAUUUCAUUCACCUCCAUUGUAUUGAGAUAGCAGCAGAAAUCUCAGAGACGGAUAUCUCAAAACCUGGACAAAUAAACCUAAAACUAUCUGCAUGAAGAGAUACCACAAGAGGGAAGUUUAAUGUGUGUGAACUGGCCCUUAAAGUUUUCUGAAAAGUAGGCCAAACUUAGCUUUAAUAAUAGUCAGUAUGGCAUGGCAGGGGGUUGGCUGUCUGGAUGCGAUGUUAUGAGUAAAACGUAGGUCACUGAUUGAUUGAUUCCAACCCAUCUCAGUGUAAAUGUUCCUGAAUAACUGUUCUGUAGUAGUUAGAGAACUGUGCAGUUAAAGACUCAUUGAAUUCAUCAAGGAUCAGACCUGCUGCUCACAGCUGUAGUUCCACAUCGUGUCCACCAGGUGAUGCUGUGAAGUCUGGCAAGUGGAUAGAAAUGAAGGACCUCACUGUAUGUACAGUUAUCCACAGUGUGUGAGCACUUAUACCUGUUGUUAACCUCUUGUGCCAAUAAAGACCGAUAUAUUUCUAAA